This is a messenger RNA of Polistes dominula (European paper wasp), 966 nucleotides long. RefSeq lists its product as uncharacterized. NCBI's taxonomy places the organism in Eukaryota, Metazoa, Arthropoda, Insecta, Hymenoptera, Vespidae. The record is from RefSeq and is a predicted model, not a curated record.
UAUAUACAUAUAUAUAUUUAUUAUAUAUAUAUAUAUAUAUGUAUAUGUAUAUACAUAUCCUGCAAUAAUGCCGCGUUCAUUUGCCCACUGGAAAAAAGUUGUAUUCUUAAAUAUUGUACAAUUAUUCUCACAUGCAACUUGUGUGGUGCAGGUGCAAUUAAUUGCACCACGUUACGUUAACCGCAGCAGUACGGUUACGCUUUAUUGUAAUCACAGUGUUCCAGAUGAUGAACUAUAUAAAAUAGAAUUUAUGAAGAAUGAAGAGAAAAUAUUUCAAUAUAUAAAAGAGAGAAGUCCACCCUUUGUAAUAACACCCCCACACGGUACAGAUAUGGAGUACUCGGAAAAUGGCACGACAAUCAAACUAAAGGACGUUGGUUUGUCAAUGUCCGGUACAUAUUCCUGUGCAGUUUCUACUUCAACUCCUAUUUAUACAAAGCCUUCCGAUAAUGUACAAAUGAAAGUGAUAGUACCACAGACUAAGAAUCCGAUGAUACAGUUCGAAAAGAGCGUUUAUGUGAUCGGUGAUUAUUUAGAAGCAAACUGUUCGUCCUCAGCGGCGUUACCUGUUCCUCAUUUAACUUGGUUCAUAAAUGGAAAAGAGGUGGAUGUCACAUCGGUACAUCAUUAUCCUCAUACUCAUCAUGAUGAUCAAUUACUAUCUGCAACUGCUAAAUUAAUGGUACAACUAUCUGAGUUACAUGCUGGAAAUAAUGGAUAUUUGGAAAUUAGUUGCCAUUCUACUAUACCAGAUUAUCCUAUGAAUCAUGAAGAGUAUGCUGAUAUUAGGAAGAAGACAAUUCAAAUUAUCCUAACGUCAAUGCCUUCAUCUUUUGCUGUCAGGAGCAUGCACGAAUUAGCAUUGGUGACAAUGUCGUGCAUAAUCUGUGCAAAGCGCACAUUAAUUUCUUAAUAUACGUCAAUUUAUAUAUCUAAUAAAACUGUAUAAAAAAAAAAAAAUGAAUA